AUGAAUCAAGCGCAGGUUACCAAGUUAGUUUCUAAAUUACGAAUAAAAGUAGCUCCAGAACCCCGAAGACUUAGAAAUCCAAAAGGUCCGGAAGGCAGAUUGGAUAAAUUACGAAAAACUGUGACGGGAUUAAUAAAAUUCGAAAGAAUUGAAUUAAAUUUCAACAGAGCAGAUGAAGCCCGACAAUAUGCUGAAAGGCUCAUAUCAGAAGCCAUUGUUCAUGGCGAUUGCCAUAAGCCAACAAUGGAGAUUGCAGAUUACUGGUUACUUGAAAAGGAACUAAUACAUAAAUUGUUUAAAGUCCUUGUACCAAGAUAUGAAAAUUGUAAUACUGCUUUUACAAAAAUGUAUAGAGCACCAAGACCAUUAUACAGUAGAAAUAUUGAAAAGGCAGUUUUGGAACUUAGAGGAAAUCCGUACCCAUCUCUGAUAAAUAAACAGUACAGUAAUAGACACUUAAUCCAAAAUGUAUUAUUAGAUGCCGCUAAAUAUGAUUACAGGCAAGCCAAAUAUGCUGAAAUGGCUGAUAAAAUUGGGAAAACUGAAAACCAGGAGUUGAACAAAUUGUCUAAAAAAGACGAAAUAACUACCGAAUAA
Molecule: messenger RNA, 597 nt
Organism: Parnassius mnemosyne (clouded apollo)
Lineage: Eukaryota; Metazoa; Arthropoda; Insecta; Lepidoptera; Papilionidae
Source: the annotation of a GenBank genome assembly